AGCUAGCGCCUAGGUCAAGCCUAGGUGGUUCUGUUUAUGUUUUGUGAUAAUAUUUAGUAAUAUUUUAAAAUUGAAAAUAAUGUAUUUUUGUCUCGAUAGCAUGUAUAUCAAUAAAAUAAUCUAAAGAAUUUACUUAUUUUAGAUGAUAAUUAUUAAAAUAUAUACAUUAUGAAGACUGAUUUAGAAAAAGAAGCUGGUACACAUAUUUUAAAAAGUUAUGGCCAGUUUUUUAAAAUACAACAUCAAGAUUAUGCGUCGAUUUUAAAAUAUGGACCCACAGAGGAGAAUAAGUCAUUUCUUCCUAUUAAAGUUGAUAUAGUUUCUAGAGAAUUUGUGCCAGUAACCACUUUGGUAAUGUCGGACAAUCCUGUAAUGACUAAGAUUUUAGGCAGUUUUACAUCAUUGUGCGUAGAAAUAUCGACACUGAAAACAGAAGCAUUUGAAAGGCAUUUCAAAUUUUUGUCAUUGUAUGAUGAAUAUACUGAGAGUAAAAUAGCAGAUCAGAUGGAAUCUAUUUGUAAUUUGAAUGCAUUUAUAUCACGGUGCAAUGAAACUCUUGCAAACAUUAUAUGUCAGAUGUUUGCUAUUUUUAAGGGAGACAUUAUCAGCAUAACUGGAAUUCAGUGGCACUUUAUUAUAAACAAUAUUGGAGAAUUAUUUACUUUGCUAGUAUUAACAGAACUAAUGAUAUCUAAAUGUUCAUUGCCAACUAAAUGGAACAAGUUUUGCAAAACUUUCGAAAAAUACUGUAUGCAACAUGAAAAAGCUGAGAACAUAUGUAAAGAUAAAAUGGAUGCCAUAAGUAAUGCAAUUUCAAGCAUAACAUCAAGGAUAAUGUGUGAUGAUAUUAUUCAAAAUGUUCUGCAGAAUAUACUUAUGCUCAGAAAAAAGAAUUUAACAGAAAAUAAAUGCGGAGUAGUAAUGACAGAAUUCACCAAUUAUAUAAAGCAAGCAUUAGUAAAUCUGGAUAAGUUAACUCAAGAAAAACCAAACUUCGAUAAUAUGUAUAAGUGCAUAAAAAUAAAUGCUUUAUUUAUACUAAAUUCUCAUUUGUUUAAUUAUAGUGAUAAAAAAGUCUUCAAAUUUUUGACAGAAUUAAAUUUUAAGGCACACAGUGUUUACAUCAUUGGCAACAUUAUAUGGUUCCCUGAGCAGUUUCUCCACCGAUAUGCAUCAUCAUUGAGUUCCAGCAGUAUGAAGGUAUCUCAAACCAUGUUAAAAGCUCGACAGGCUUAUAUGAGUACAAAGAAGUCAACACUUCCACGGGAAAUAACAGCUCUUCAAAAUAUAUGCACUCAUUGGGUUUUAUCAAUGGAGGAACUCUUUUCUAGUAAUAAUAAACUCAAUGCUUGCGAAAUGAGCCUCCAUUCAAAGACUCUACUGGAAGGACUUGAAAUUGCCUCCAACUUAUUUCAUUCUGUGCUCUCAUUUAUUAAUCUGCAUCUUUCUCUUGGAAUACCACUUAAGAAAAAUUUUUUACUAUUAAUAUUUGAAUUUACUGACAUCUUGAAAACUCUAAAAAAUGCUGUUAGUAGAAACCAUAACCAAAUAUUGAAUUCAAUUAUAAUGGUUAUUCAGCACUUAACAUUCCAAACUGCGUCGUCAGUUAUUGAGGUUAAAAAAUCUAUCAUAGAUGAUAAGCGAUACGCAAAUACAAGGUUAGAUGAACUUACAUGCAUUGUAAUUGCUGAACAAGCUAUCAAAGGAGCACCAACCAUAGAGAGAAACAUCGCCACAAAUGUGGCAUUAAGUUUUAUACCUGAUACUACAUAUUCAGAAGACAGUUAUUACAAACUUGGAAGGUUACUAGAGGAUGAAAGAUAUUUAAUAGAAUUUAUGAAAGCUAUCGAAAGGUAUUGUGAUUGUUCAUGGAUGAUGUGGCACCAAAACAUCAUACCGUUCUAUUUUCAACAAAAUUUCAGCACUGAGCCUCAAGCAUUAAAACUGAAGUACUUUUUAUUUGUUUUGGAAGACUGUGUUAAGCAUUUACGUGAAGCUGAUGAUCAAUUUGGAUAUAAUCUUUCCUCAGAGUUUUUAAUGAAUAUAAAAUCCAUGAUUGAUGAAAAUGUUUUGAAAUCGUUUAGCCAUGCUAUUGAAACAAACUUGCGGCUACACAUUCACUCUCAUCUUCAAUUGGAUGUGAUAAAUCCAUUAACAUCAGACAUGAUAAAAAAACUGUUACUGGUUUUAGACAAAUUAAAAAUUCAUAAUGAAUACAUUGGAGUUAUUCCUUCUGUUGAACAUUACCUGUCGAAAACAUACUAUAAUCUAACUACUGUAGUGUUGUCGGAUUGGAAAACAUAUGGUGAAAUGCGGCAGAUGGCCAGAUUUAAAUUUAAUUUGAAAACAAUUCAAGAUGAUCUUCCAACUCAAACAUUAGAACAAGGGUUGGACGUAUUGGAGAUUAUGCGCAAUAUUCACGUUUUUGUAUCAGAAUAUCAAUACAAUCUCAACAAUCAAUUAUUUAUUGAGAAAAGCAGUAAUAACAAACACUUAAACUCCAUCAAUAUUAGACACAUAGCAAACUCAAUAAGAACUCAUGGAACAGGCAUCAUGAACACUACGGUUAACUUUACAUACCAGUUCUUGAAAAAUAAAUUUUAUAUUUUUUCACAAUUUAUGUACGAUGAGCAAAUUAAAUCUCGACUCAUAAAGGACUUGAGAAAUUUUAAAGAAUGCACUGGAGAGCAUGGAAGCAUGUAUCCUUAUAAAAACGCAGAGAAGUUCAACAAAGGCAUUAAAGUAUUAGGAAUAUUAGAGGACGGUUUGAGUUAUUUAGACAAGUUUAGAGCUUUAAUUACUGAGAUCGGUAACGCAAUGGGAUACGUCAGAAUGAUUCGAUCUGGAGGAAGACACAGUUGUGCCGACGCUACUGCGUUUCUACCGUCGUUAGAAACACAAAAAUUCCGGAGUUUAACAGAAAACACCGACAUUUCAAUAAAAACAAAGGAAACAUCUGUGGGCUUAGAUAAAAACAUUGAGGACUUAAUAUCGAAUUUCAUUCAAGGGACCGAAUACUUCAAACUGCUUGUUGACGUUUUUUCAGUUAACAGAAGUCCAAAGAAUUCACAUCUGAAAAACUUUUUUAUCAUUGUGCCACCACUCACUUUGAAUUUUGUUGAACAUAUGAUUUUAUCUAAAGACAAAAUGUCCAAGAAGAACAAAGUUGGUGCUGGAUUUACUGAUGAUGGGUUCGCAAUGGGUAUAGCGUACAUACUCAAACUUUUGGAUCAGGAUUCGAACUUUGAAGCGUUACAUUGGUUUGAAUCCGUCUGGGCGUAUAUAAAAAAGGAAAGGCAAAUCAUAGACGAACAGAAAAAUAGUGGAUCAGUUCAGUUACAACAAGCAUUGGCACUAUCCGAAAAGAAACUUAAAACUCUUGAGGAAGAAUACAAACUGCUUUAUUACAGCCUUACUAGCGCAAGAAUAUUUUUUAGAUAAAUUUUUAAAUAUUUACAAUAUUGUUAAAGUUUGAUGUAUUAAUAGUUAUUUAUGCAACUGUUGUGUAAUAAGGGGUAUUAAAACACGAGUGAAAGUGAAGCGAACAUGAGUGUUUUAAUACCUAAUUAUCAACAGUUGCAUACAAGACUUUUCUACACCCAUAAUAUGAAUCCUCUAUAAAAGAUUCUGAAACAGCUUACGGCUAAAAUUAAAAAAGCCAGUCCUAGUAACCAUUACAUCAUCCAAACGAGUGUUGCAAUGUUGUGCUGAAUUUGAUUACAACACUCGUUUGGAUGGUGUAAUGGUUAUUAGGACAUUGAGUUAAAAAUUACAACAUUAAAAAAUGUUGGCAAUAAGCUAACUGUUUUAGAAUCUUUAAUAGAGGAUUUAAAGCAUGGGAGUAGAUAAAGAUAUUUUUAUUUAUAUAUUUAAAACGUAAGUAGCACCUACCGGAAAGCUGAUUUCUUUAGAUUUUAACUUUAUUUAUGUAGAAUAUUGUUGAUACUAACAAUAAUGUUACUGUUACUUUGCCAAAAAAAUCACGACCAUAUUUAAUUUGAAUUUCAAAUAGUAAAAUAUAUUUUUUUUCGCUUCAAAUUAUUCAGAGUAUCAACUAAUUCAGGUAAAGUCGUUGCAUCAGCAUUACAUAUUUCUUCCGAAUUGUAACUAAGCAUGUUGAGUUGUUCGUGUAUAUUGAAGAAGUUAUAAAAUUGCUAAUUCAUAAAAAAAAUAUCAAAUAUAUUUAUGUAUUGCCACUUUCUAUAUUCCAGUCCUGAUUCUAAAUCGGUCAUCCUAGAUUGAUGUUCCUGCUUUUAGCGUUUUAAUUACCAAUCUAUAGAUAACUGUGGGGAUCUCUUUUUUCAAUCCAUCUAUGAGAUUAUAAGGCCAAUUAGGUUUUUGUAGGAAAUUAACAAGUAUGUGUUCUCUAUAAGUACUAUAUUAUGGCCAAAAUCUUUAAAUCAUUAAUUAUAUGUCUAGAUAAACUAUGACUGUGAAAACAUCGAUAAAAAUAGAGUUUAAAACUAACUUAUAUAAUAACGUAAAUCCUAUUACUCCACAGCUGAAUAUCUAAGUGAUCGGACAGCCUGGGACUAGAUUAUGAUUAUUUUAUAGCAAUAGCAAUGACAAUUGACAGUACAAUAUUGCAUAUUUUUAUUAAAAAGUGCGCAAAAAAAAAAGAAUGCUGGGAGAGUUUCCUGCGCCGCUUCUUCUCUCUCAGAGCGCCAUUUGUUUCCGAAGAGGUAUUAGUAUCUAGUAUUUUAGAAAUGACAUCAAAACAAUACUAAAGGAAUAAAUUUUGAGAAAAUAAAUGUAUUUUAACAUAUAUUUUGAGCAAUUCACGCACACUAACACAAAGUGUUAUACAAAUCGCCGAGUGUCAGACAUAGCCUAUCACUCAGCAAACUAAAAUUCCUGGCCUGUUUUAUCGGUUGCCUAACAAGUUAUUAGAAGUUUAAAUCUGGAUUCAUUUUAAAAUUUAUGGAAUCAUAUUUAAAGAAACAAUUGUAAAAAAACGGGUCCCUCAGUAAAGUGUCGAAUCUGAAAUAUUGUACUUACGACAUCGGCAGUAUUUUUCUAAGAAUUUUGUAAUAUAGUCACGAAUAAUUUUCUUCAGUUUUAUCAUAACAUAUUGAUCUAAUUAAUGAAAAUUCAUUUAAGGCUCCAAGAGCCGAUUUAAACAAAUAAAACCUGAUAAAAUAAUUUGGAGAUAAGACCUCUUGGGCGCGGUAUCGUCGACUUUUGUACCUAAUGGUUUCUUGCGGAAUACAUUCCCACUAUGGCGAUUACUCUAUCAGGCGCAAAUGGUAUAACCGUUGAUUCUCACCCCAUUGUAUCCCCGCCCGCCGCGUACCAAUUUUGUUUUCAAUUUUCGUAUUGUAUCCAUAUAUGAUGGUCUGUGGUACAAUGCUCAUCCUAGUUUCAGAGGGUCCACACAAAAUGCUUUCUGGGAUGUCGGGAAUCGUGGCCAAUUCAAACCUACGACGAAUCCUUAUCGUGUAUAUGGGGCGCGAGUGAGCGUUGUUAUCAAUAGAAAUAUAUUUACAAGGGCGGAUAAAGGUUGUGCAUGUUUUCAGAUAUCCAGGAAAGGACCUCGUAAGCUGUGUUUUAAAAACAGCGUCUUUCUUUUAAUUUUUAAAUAACUUCCUUAUAUAUGACGUAACCGACCAGCCUAUAACAUGUUAAAACGAUUACUCGUUGGAAUUGUAUUGUUUUUAGAGAGUUAAUAAAUCAAAAACAGUCUUUGUAAAUAGGUAUAUAUUUUUUAUAGACAGAGAUUAUUAAUAUAAACAAUUAUCGUAUGAACCGGAAAUUAUCUUC
This is a messenger RNA of Leptidea sinapis, 5760 nucleotides long. RefSeq names its product WASH complex subunit 4 (gene SWIP). Lineage: Eukaryota; Metazoa; Arthropoda; Insecta; Lepidoptera; Pieridae. Gene Ontology annotation, biological process: endosome organization; endosomal transport. The record is from RefSeq and is a predicted model, not a curated record. Gene Ontology annotation, cellular component: endosome; WASH complex. The coding region runs from base 169 to 3441 and encodes 1090 amino acids. The transcript is spliced from 5 exons.